Messenger RNA from Knipowitschia caucasica, 2595 nucleotides. The record is from the annotation of a GenBank genome assembly. NCBI's taxonomy places the organism in Eukaryota, Metazoa, Chordata, Actinopteri, Gobiiformes, Gobiidae.
AUGUGUGACAUCACAGAGUCUCCUGUGUGUGUCCAGAUCCAUAACGACCCGUCCUGCCGCUCCCUGGUCUACAGCUGCCGUCGCUCCCUCAGUGUCUUCAUGAACCGAGACGGAGAGAUCCGACUGCACAGGGACCAUGUGACCUACAGGGGGCAGCCGCUGAGGCUCCCUCAUCAACUCCAUGGCCUCAUGUUGAGGCAGGUGUCGGACUACAUCCUGGUCCAGGACCAGGGUCUGACUUUGGCCUGGAACGGUCUCAGGGGCUCGGUCUACAUCACCCUCAGCCCGGACCUCGUGGGUCGUACCUGUGGUCUCUGCGGGAACUUCAAUGCAGACACACAAGACGACCUGCGGACCAGCUACGGUAGGGGGGGGGGGGGGGCGACCUGCGGACCAGCUACGGUAGGGGGGGGGGGGGGGGGGGGCGACCUGCAGCCCAGCUACGGUAGGGGGGGGGGGGGGCGACCUGCGGACCAGCUACGCUACGGUAGAGGAGAGGGGGGGGGGGCGACCUGCAGACUAGCUACGGUAGAGGAGUGGGGGGGGGGCGACCUGCAGACCAGCUACGGUAGAAGAGUGGGGGGGGGGGCGACCUGCAGACCAGCUACGGUAGAGGAGUGGGGGGGGGCGACCUGCAGACUAGCUACGGUAGAGGAGUGGGGGGGGGGCGACCUGCAGACUAGCUACGCUACGGUAGAGGAGUGGGGGGGGGCGACCUGCAGACCAGCUACGGUAGAGGAGUGGGGGGGGGCGACCUGCAGACUAGCUACGGUAGAGGAGUGGGGGGGGGCGACCUGCAGACUAGCUACGGUAGAGGAGUGGGGGGGGGGCGACCUGCAGACCAGCUACGGUAGAGGAGUGGGGGGGGGCGACCUGCAGACCAGCUACGGUAGAGGAGUGGGGGGGGGCGACCUGCAGACCAGCUACGGUAGGGGAGGGGGGGGGCGACCUGCAGACCAGCUACGACCAGCUACGGUAGAAGAGUGGGGGGGGGGCGACCUGCAGACCAGCUACGGUAGAGGAGUGGGGGGGGGCGACCUGCAGACUAGCUACGGUAGAGGAGUGGGGGGGGGCGACCUGCAGACUAGCUACGGUAGAGGAGAGGGGGGGGGGGCGACCUGCAGACUAGCUACGGUAGAAGAGUGGGGGGGGGGCGACCUGCAGACCAGCUACGGUAGAGGAGUGGGGGGGGGCGACCUGCAGACCAGCUACGGUAGAGGAGUGGGGGGGGGCGACCUGCAGACUAGCUACGGUAGAGGAGUGGGGGGGGGCGACCUGCAGACUAGCUACGGUAGAGGAGUGGGGGGGGGGGCGACCUGCAGACCAGCUACGGUAGAGGAGUGGGGGGGGGCGACCUGCAGACCAGCUACGGUAGGGGAGGGGGGGGGCGACCUGCAGACCAGCUACGGAGUCCUCACACACGACAUAGAGAUGUUUGGGAACAGCUGGCAGGAGGCGGAACCUAACCAACCCACCUGUCCCACCGUCCAAUCAGGACUCAGCUCCCCCUGCAGCGGGCUCCCUGACCCGGUCCUACAGAGAGUCCAUGACGUCUGCUUCCUUCUCCUCGAGCCUCCGUUCUCCAGUUGUCAUGAGUUUGUGAGUCCUCUGUCCUACAUGGCCUCCUGCACCAACGACCUGUGUCUUGAGUAUGCCAGAGCCUGUGCCCACGCAGACCACCCUCUGAGCGGCUGGAGACACAGCUUCCCUCUCUGCGGUAACGUUCAUUUUAACGACCACAUGGUAAUACUCAUCCUCAUGGUGCUGAGCCACAUGGUACUGAGCCACGUGGUCAGGGCUGUGAGCCACAUGGUCAGGGCUGUGAGCCACAUGGUGCUGAGCCACAUGGUCAGGGCUGUGAGCCACAUGGUGCUGAGCCACAUGGUCAGAGCUGUGAGUCAUAUGGUGCUGAGCCACAUGGUCAGGGCUGUGAGCCUCAUGGUGCUGAGCCACAUGGUGCUGAGCCACAUGGCACUGCGAGUCCUGCUGGUGACCUGUGACCCUGGGCUGCAGUGGAGUGAGUGCAUCAGUUGUUGUCCUCAGAGCUGCUCUCAGGAGAAGAGCUGCCUCCAGAGCCGACUGGCCUGUGUGGACGGGUGCUACUGUCCCCAAGUCCCUGUCUCCUCUGGUAGCGGUGCUCAGUCCCUGUGUCCUCUGGUAGCGGUGCUCAGUCCCUGUGUCCUCUGGUACCUGUGCUCAGUCCCUGUGUCCUCUGGUAGCGGUGCUCAGUCCCUGUGUCCUCUGGUACCUGUGCUCAGUCCCUGUGUCCUCCGGUCCCUAGGCCUGGUGCUGCAGUCUGGGUCCUGUGUGUCUCCGUCAGAAUGUCCCUGUGAGCAUCAGGGACAGAUGUUUCCCUCUGGACACUCGCUGGAGGACAGCUGCAACACCUGUACCUGUGUGAGCGGAGUCUGGAACUGCACUGAAGACACCUGUCCUGCUGAGUGCUCUGUGACUGGGGACAUGUUCUUCCACUCCUUCGACGGCAGAGACUUCUCCUUCGCUGCGACCUGUCACUACGUUCUGUCCAAGAGCCUGAGCUCCAGCCGCUUCACCGUCACCAUCCAGAACGCCCCCUGUGGCCACCACUUUACAUGA